GAAAUAUGAUGCGGUAAACGUUUCUACUUGAGCGAUAUCAAUAUUAUAUAUAUAUAACGAUAGAUUUGCUACAUAGAUGGAUUAUUAUAUAUCGAAUACACACACAAUAAUUAGCCGAAACGAGAGAUGCAACCGAGAGAUACACCGAACAACAAGAUAUACUCGCGGCAAUUCAUACUCAAAGUUGUUAGGAGAUAAAGUUGCUGUGAUCUUAUUUGAAACUCAUAUAGUUUCCGGAGAUUUUUUACUGCGCGCGUUGUACACAUAAUAAUAUGUAUAAUAAUUUAUAUAUUGUAUAACGAAAAAAAAAAAAAAAUACAAGACUGCAGAGUUAAGAAGAAAAAAUUCAAAAUUGUUCCGCACAAUAUCUCAUACAGGCUUUGUUUAGGCUGCUAAAAUAUUUCAUAUAAUCUCUGUUUCUCCAUCUUGUACACACACGUGGCGCGUCAAAAAUAAAUUAUAAAAAUAUUUAUUAAUCGAAUAAAAAUGGAAAUUGUGUGUUUUUUUUUUCAUCUUUCCUAGAAAUCGGCGCGAUAAUAUUUUGUUUAACAACUGUGAGAUUGUGUAAAAAUAGUCGUGCAGAAUGUAAACGAAAGUGAUCGGUUCAACAAAAAUCAAACUCGACCUUCAAUUUGACUCAACAACCGGUCUCACACCCGUUUUUUAACCCGAUCUCCGAUUAUUGUUAAGUCUCUGUAAAUAUUAUUAGAAAUAUAAAAAUAUACGUCAAUGACAAACAGUAAUCGCAAAACUUGCUGAGUUCUGCCGAACGCAGCCAAUGACUGUUUCUCCUGGCGAAUGUGGUGAACACAAUGGCGAGUCGAGCGAUCGGCGGCAGCGGGACGGUGAACACGCCGAAACAAUUGUACAAGUAUUUAUUGCGCGAGUGCGAAAAACUGCCCAAACACACGCAGCAAUUUUACAAGCAUUCUAUUAAACAAAGCUUCAAGCAACAUGCUUCAGAGCCUGAUGAAGAACGUGUGCAGCAGAUCAUGGAACGAGCACUAUUAGAUGCCAAGUGGGUGAUACAGAAGUACAAACAACCAGAUGGUACUUCAGCAACAAAACAUCCAGAGGAGUAGUGACAAUACAAGAUUAUACUUUUCAUAUUUGUCAUAAUGUCGG
This is a messenger RNA of Pseudomyrmex gracilis, 1125 nucleotides long. Its product is annotated as LYR motif-containing protein 9-like. NCBI's taxonomy places the organism in Eukaryota, Metazoa, Arthropoda, Insecta, Hymenoptera, Formicidae. The record is from RefSeq and is a predicted model, not a curated record. The transcript is spliced from 3 exons. Bases 813 to 1082 code for a protein of 89 amino acids.